ACGAGUCAGCCGCCCCUGCCUCCGCUACCUCAGUCGCCACCGCCUCAACCGCCACCGCGAACCGGCACGCCACCUGUUGACAAGACGGGCGUGACGUCUUCGCCGAAGCGGCCGUGUGCGACUUCCCGCAGCGGUAGCGUCUGCCCCUGCCAUGCGGACUGCACGCCGGACAAGGGGACGCCCGCCACCUCGCCGAGGCACCAGCCCCUGGAGAUGAGGGAGCCCUGGUUCCGCACCGGCAUGCCCAGGGAGACUGCUCUUGAGGUGCUGGACCACGAACCGGAGGGCGCGUUCAUGGUGCGCGAGAGCACCAGCAAGCCCGGCUGCUACGCGCUGUCGCUGCGCGUCCCCAGGGACUUCCAGCCGUCCGGCAUCGCGCACUACCUCAUCCUGCGCACCGCCAAGGGGUACAAGAUCAAGGGCUUCACGAAGGAGUUCUCGAGCCUGGCGUCGCUGAUCACGCACCACUCGGUGAUGCCCGAGCUGCUCCCCGUGCCGCUGGCCCUCAGCAGGUACCGCCCCGCGCUGGGCAAGUCCGACUCGAGCCGAGACUUCUCGGACGGCGACUGCGACCGCGACUACAACACGCUGGCCGACCUGCGGCAGAUGCUGGCCGAGCUCAAGAUGUAGCCGCCGUGGCUGCUUCGGAGCAUCUGUUCCACGUCCGUUACGACGCAGUUCUCUUCAUAUCCGCUUGUGUCCGACAGCCAAAAUCGCUAAUAUACCACGAGCUCUACCAGCUCUGGAAACCGAGAAGGAAAGAAAGAUUUUUCAGGACGUAAUCUUGAAGGUGUGAGGCUCUACAACUGCACUCUAUUGUUUUGCUGUGUCGUUUUACGAAAAUAUAGCAACGUUUGACGAUGGACGUCGGCUCUACAGAUGUGUAACUUAAUUUAUUUGACGUUGCAAAGACCAUCUGAUCAGAAUUAUCCUGAAACGUCCUAUCAGGAACAGUACCCCUUCGUUUGACAUUUUACGACGAGUAUCAUCCUAGCCCUUCAGCUCAACUAUCUAUGCAAGCAGACUUCGCACCACACUUCUAAAUCUUUUAGGAACAUUAUGCCGUAUAAACUAACGUAAGUCCAAACUAGUUACAAAAAAAAGGACUGAAAUUUUUGUUUAAAUUAUUUGUUGUUUUUGUGGCUAACUCUCGUAAAUGCUGAAGUUGAGACGCAUAGCUUCCUUCCUUUGGCACUCUGUGUACCGUGUGGGACGACACUAACCCCAGCACUCUGGAUACAGAUGUCUGCCUGCAGAUAUUUGUUAGGAUACGUAAGCUUACUGUAGACAUUGCGCCAUAGGGACCCGACUACCUUCCGUGUUACCAGGAAUUAAAAGAAAAGUAUCUGUACUGUUUGAAGCUCCAUGAUGUAUCAAAUUCUAGGAUGGCAUGAAUUCAUAUGAAUAAGGAACUCGUGUACUUUGCUCAAUCAGCGGAGAUUACGUGUCAUAUGCAUAGCGGAGAAAUGUACUAUUCCUACGCAUUUUCGUUCCAAGACUGAAUUCCCCAUCACUGGUUGGUAUCGAACACGAACCGAAGGUUGUGAGCAGUCUCGUGUGCUGUCAUCAGCGUUAUCAGAGCAACUGACACAAAUUGUAUCUCGCAAGCCUCUUGAAUCUGCAUGAACAACGGUCUGAGUGGUUAAGUUCAAUGGUUACUAACUCGAAAACGGCGCAGCGUAUAGAAAUUUUUCAUAACAAUCGUUUUUCAGCACAACAUGUCUUUCAAAUCCCUUACAACCUUUUCAGACUGUUUCUAACUACCCUGUAUGACAGCAUCUCCCGCGAGGGGCUGCGUUGAUCUUCCGAAGUUAUACGCUAGAUAGCAUUUUAAUGCGGCACGGUAAAUAGCACUGUGAGAUGUCUCCCUCUCUUCAGACAGAUUUAGCAGAUAAAUUGUUUCACGCAAAUUUCCGAUAAGCUAAUAUUUUACUGUGGAGGGGUGUCAGCGCUAAGAUUCAUCGAAGACAUUAAUUACGUCAAUCAAAAAGCGACUGAAUGUUUGCAAUUGAGUGGACAGUAACAUUAAGAUAGCAGACACGAAACUGUGUAGGCAAAGACUUGUAUUCUUUAAUAGCUGUGAAUUCUACCUUAUACAUACUUUAGGGCUUGCCAUAUGUACAUCUGCAUAGUAUAUAGCUGUGGCCCGAAUGACUGGAUGACGAAGUGGCGAAACGCCGGAAUAGUACGCAGGAGGACGACAGUUCAAAUCCUCGUCCGGCCUCCUAGAUGAAGGUUUUUCUCGGUUUCCUCUAAAUUGCCAAAGAUAUUUUCCAAGCCUCCUUGCUGUUUCCCUUCCUUUGAUUCUAAUGAUCCUCAUGUUACCGGGACGAUAGACCCUAUUCGUCUUUCCUUUCUUCUUACAGACUCAGGACUCGUUGAAGUAUAUCUGAAACGUGUGCCUGGAAGGAUAGUGGGGGAAAAUUUUAAGUUCUUGAUAUACACAGCGCAUUUCAUAUCUUACUGCUUCUCUGGCAAAGACAAUUUAUUUAUUCGGAUGGCUAGGGUCCCCCGUCGGGCAGACCGUUCGCCGGGUGCCGGUCUUUCAAUUUGACGCCACUUCGGCGACCUGCAGUCGAUGAGGAUGAGGACAGCACAACACAGAGUCCCUGGGUUGAGAGAAUUCCCCGACCCAGCCGGGAAUCGAACCCGAACAAACAGAAUAAUACGUUGGGAAACGUUAAACCUGGUAGUCGACAAUCCUAUUGACACUGAUUUCGCUAAUUCCUCCAAUUCCUUGCUUCCCAUAGUGCUGUCAUAAAAGCCAGGGGUCUGCCUCUCCUGGUCGAGCUAAAUAGCUGUUCCUCCUUCGAAACACAAAACUGUUCUCCGUUCUUUUCUUCAGAUCAUCCCAGGAAAGGAUUUACAGUAUUUAUAUGCAGUAAGGACCUCCUACCUGUAUUAUCAACUGGCACAGAGCAUUGUUCACCACUCAUUCCGUAUGACUUGCUCCACUGCAAGCUUUCUCCGAUGCCGUCACGCUUUAGAGCAGAGCCAGUAUGUGCGCAAUUUACAGCUGAAACUUCUCGCGUAGUAUUCCUGCUACUUCCCCCAGUGAAAUGCCAUUUCUAUUAACGUACGAACGCGCUGCGUGGUUCAGAAAUGCGGGUGACGUUACAUCCUGUGUUACAGGAUUCUCUUUCAAGUGUUUCUUUGGACCUCGACAAGAGAAACCCAGUACUAGUUCUCUGCAAUCGUGCUUGCAAUGUGCAGUUCAAAUCUGAUUCAUUUCGCAAAGAAAUGUUACUUUACGCAAUGCUCUUCAGCUAGCACCACCACUGUCCUUAGAAACCAGCCACCUCUUACCAGCUUUCACCCCAUGAGCUAGUUUCAAUAUCAUUGUUGUUGUUUACAAAUUGAAUGUAGUUCAGCAUACUUCUGAUCAGAAUGAAAAAUCAUCUUUUUUUUUUCUUUUUUUUUUAACCAGAAGGUAGAACAAUUUAAACAGAUACCUGAUUAACAGGUGGUUUGAAAAGUGUAUCUUCCUUCGACAAUGUUUGUUGCACUUUCAAAACAAACUAACAUUGCAAAAAGAAAAACACUAUAGGAGGAUCCAUUAAAUGAGGUCUACGGGAUAACCGUAUUCAGGGAAGAAAACUUAACUUACGUGGACAACUUCGUAUGUCAGUUCGUAAAUCAACAAGCACAGUAACUCUAUAAGCGCAGCGCUCUUUCCAUCAGUAAACAAUGUCUGUUGUUUGCAAGAAACCAUCAUAUUGCCACCCGGGCGUAGACGGAGUCGUGUACUGUUACCAUCGUGUUUGAAUGUAAUAUGAUGUGAUUAUAUGUAUUCGAAAAUAAUGUGAUAAUUUGAUGUAAUCGUGUGUGAAAUUUUUCGCGUUUGUCGUAUGACAGGGUACCCCCAUUUACUUCCCAUUCCCAUGUUUUCUUAAAAUCCACGAAAAUAACUCAUGUGUAUUCAGUGUUACUUCUUCCAUGCCGAAAACUGGCACACACAAACAACCCCAAGCUGAUAAUAUCUGUGUAUUUGUUGUUGUGAAACCGUAACUGUACAAUAUUGUGUCAUAUGUAAUGAUUGUCGUUCUUAACAAAUAUUAGCAUGUAAGAUUAAUGUGCGAUUAAUGUAUCAGCCAGUAUUAACAAUCACUUCCAGUUGACAUAAUCAGUGUGCUCUUACCAUUUGUAAUAAGGUUUCGUGUUUUCCUCCUGGAGUUUAUGUGGUUAAUGUGUUCAUACGUUUAAAAGAACUCUUGAACGACAUCUUAAAGAAAACAAUGUUACAAAAGGAAACUCAGAUUGUCAGUACGUUUGCUUUGCUAAUGUUCGUAUAACUUCUUCGCCCUGACUUGCAAGCAUGUCACAAGUACUUCAGCAGGUGCUUUUAAACAAAUCGGCAUAGUUUACUGCAAUCGCUAUUGCUUAAAUUACUAAAAAUUGGAUAUAGCGCGCAGAACAUAAUAUAUGUAACAAAAUUAUUGCGUCUCGUAACGUACUGCUUCGGAUUUUUAUUUGCAACAGUCGUGUUUUAUCGCCUUCUUCAGAGUGGAAGAUAACGAGAAGAGUAUACAAAAUUCGGUCGUCUAGAUAAAUAGAUCGGCGAUGUACAAAGUACUUCACAGGUAGUGAUUACCAAAUGUGCCGGAAGAAACGGUUCAUGGAACGCGUUACAAAAAUACGGAAAUAUUCGCGCAAGAAAGUAUAUAGAUAUAUUUUAUUUAUUUCGGAGUCGAACAGAUAGCUCUAGAAUUUAUAGCCCAAGAUCGACAAACAGGUGAACGAAAUUAUUUAACUUUUGUAUAUGACAUGAUACUGUUUGUUUAAACUUGUAAAAUGUUUGUAGCAUUGUUUAACAGAUGUAAUAAACGUAUGUUUUUGUGGA
Molecule: messenger RNA, 4840 nt
Organism: Schistocerca serialis cubense
Lineage: Eukaryota; Metazoa; Arthropoda; Insecta; Orthoptera; Acrididae
Product: EGFR adapter protein-like
Exons: 4
Coding region: 214-630 (138 amino acids)
Source: RefSeq, a predicted model, not a curated record